Mytilus californianus (California mussel) is the source of this 1119-nucleotide messenger RNA. Its product is annotated as ankyrin-3-like. Gene Ontology annotation, molecular function: protein binding. The transcript has a single exon. Lineage: Eukaryota; Metazoa; Mollusca; Bivalvia; Mytilida; Mytilidae. The record is from RefSeq and is a predicted model, not a curated record. The coding region runs from base 21 to 1004 and encodes 327 amino acids.
UUAAAAUCAACGAAAAGUAUAUGACGAGGGAACACCAAAGCGUUCUUCACAUAGCCUGUCUAAACGGUUUUACAGAACUAACAGGAAUACUACUGAAACAUCAUGCUUCUAUUGACAUGCAAGAUAAAGGUAGAUUAACACCUUUACAUUUGGCAUGCAAAAAUAGACAGUGUGAUACAGCUUCGUUGUUACUAAACGCUGGAGCCAAGAUUAAUACAUUGGACAAAAUAGGAAGAACUCCUAUUUAUUAUGCAUGUACUGGGGGUUAUAAAGAUAUUGUGGAACUUCUAAUUCAAAAUAAGGCACAUAUAAAUAAAAGCUCAUCAAACGGUUCUACCCCUUUGCAUGCGGCAUGUGAGAAAGAAAGUAUAAACAUUGUGAAUAUUUUAUUAAGAACAGGUUCAAAAGUAGAUGUCAAAGACAAAACAGGGGAGACACCUCUUCAUUUAGCAUGUAGAAAGGGAAAUGAAAAAAUCGUAAAAUUGUUAAUUGAUAACGGUGCUUCGAUUGAUGAGAAAACAAAAAAAGAUAAGAUUAGACCCUUCCAUGAAGCUUGCAGAAACGGGCAUCGUAAUGUUGUAGAAAUUCUUUUGGAGAAUCAUGUCAAAUACGAAAAGACAAAUACAAAGGGAUGGACGGGGCUUUUCUUCAGUUGUGCAAACGGAUACACUGAUAUAGUAAAGAUGAUACUGAAUCGUAAGGCUGACGUAAAUAGUACUGAUAAAGACGAAGUUACGGCUCUUCAUGUCGCUUGUAUAAAUAGUCAUAAAGACGUUGUUAACACAUUGAUCGAGAAAAGGGCGAAUGUAAAUGUAGCAGACGUUCGAGGCGAAACUCCUCUUUUUAAAUCAUGCUUCAACGGUAAUAUCGAAAUAGUAAAGAUAUUGCUCCAAAAUGGUGCAAAUGUUAAGAUAUGUGGUACCUCUGGGCUGUCUCCUGUGGACAUUGCAAAGGAAAAAGGGUUCAGUGACAUUGUUCCUCUUUUGAACAAUAACAAAAACUGAACAGAAUACACAAAUAUUGAAACAGCUGUUGUUAAUUUGUAUAAGAGAUAUAAACUAAUUUAAAUAUAUAUUUAUAUAUUUUCAGAUAUCUGAAUUAAAUUCCGCUUUAGGUGUA